This is a messenger RNA of Salvelinus sp. IW2-2015, 841 nucleotides long. It is a transcript of the gene cnpy3, whose product is annotated as canopy FGF signaling regulator 3. The record is from RefSeq and is a predicted model, not a curated record. Lineage: Eukaryota; Metazoa; Chordata; Actinopteri; Salmoniformes; Salmonidae.
CCCAGAAGUACUUAGCUAUUGUUGCCUUCUUCACAGCAGUAAGCCGUAGGUUGAGAACGAGAUGUAAAUAAGCGAAUCUAACGGUCUAGAUAGACAGUAGACCUCUUUAUUUACUAGAAAACAACACCAUUUAGACAGAAUGGUUUUGUUUACUUGUCUAACGGUGUUUUUGCUGAGCGCCUUGGUCGAGGGAGCMGAGAYGAAYGAGGGAGAUGACGAGUGGGUUCAUCUGCCUAAUAAAUGUGAAGUGUGUAAGUUUGUCAGUAUUGAGAUGAAGUCUGCCUUUGAGGAAACGGGCAAAACCAAGGAAGUGAUUGAGAGGAACUACCGUUUCCUUGACGGCAACAAGGGAGCUCCGCCAAUCAAAUAUGUCAAGUCAGACAUCCGUUUCAUUGAGGUUGUGGAUGUGUGUCAGAGGCUCUCUGGUUACAACCUACACAAGGAGAGAGAGGGCAGCAACCGCUUUGCCAAGGGUAUGUCUGAGACCUUCUCUACCCUCCAUGGCCUGGUCCAAUAAAGGGGUAAAGGUCGUCAUGGAUAUCCCUAUGAACUUUGGAACGAAACCUCUGCAGAGGUCGCUGACCUCAAGUCUCAGUGUGAUGUUAUGGUAGAGAAGUAUGAGGAGGUGAUAGAGGACUGGUACAAAGGCAGUCAGGAGGAAGAUCUCACCACCUACCUCUGUGAGAAACACGUUCUGAAGGGACAGGACGCCGCCUGUCUGAAAGGGUACUCUAAGAAGAAGGGAGACGCGGCAGCCAUCGCCGAGGACAAGAAGAAGAAAAAGAAGAAGGGAGUAGUAAAGAAGAGUGAGGGAGGAGGGAGUGAGGGAGGAGGGAGUGAG